Colletotrichum chrysophilum is the source of this 1791-nucleotide messenger RNA. RefSeq lists its product as uncharacterized. Lineage: Eukaryota; Fungi; Ascomycota; Sordariomycetes; Glomerellales; Glomerellaceae. The record is from RefSeq and is a predicted model, not a curated record. Bases 1 to 1791 code for a protein of 596 amino acids. The transcript is spliced from 4 exons.
AUGGCCAAGAAUGAGGACGUCGAUGUGAUCACCGGCGACUGGAUGUCCGAAUGCAAUAUGACUCUUCGCGGAUCUGAUAAGCGCGACCGCCUCGCCCAAAAAUCCAUGUCAUCUGGAUCCACGGUGGUUGCCAAGGGCUACGAGCCAUACUUUCUGGAUGAGCUUGAUCCCGCCAUCCCCUGGCUGGCGAAACGCGGUGUCAAAAUCGCUGUCAACGCCGGGGCGAGCGAUGUCCAUGGACUUGCUGAGGCGGUCAAGGGGCUCAUCAAGAAGCAUGGCGUUGAGCUGAAGGUCGGCGUUGUUGAUGGCGAUGAUGUCACGGACGCUGUGUUGGAUCUAUACAAGAAAGGCGAGAAAUUCCUCAACCUUCCCGCCAACAGGCCAAUUCAGGAGUGGGGAUUUGAUCCCAUUUGUGCCCAGUGCUAUCUCGGCGGGACGGGUAUCGCAGAGUGCUUCAUGGCUGGCGCUGACAUCGUCCUCUGUGGCCGCGUUGCUGAUGCCUCUGUCACGGUCGGUGCUGCAAUGUGGUGGCAUGGCUGGACCCGCGAUAAUCUCUCCGAGCUGGCUGGCGCUUUGAUGAUCGGGCACAUUAUUGAAUGCAGCACAUAUGCCACGGGAGGAUACUACUCGGGAUUCAAAGACCUUGGUCUUAAUGAUACUGACAUGGGAUAUCCUGUCGCAGCCAUCGACGAGAAAGGAGAGGCUGUCAUUACGAUGGAGGAAGGCAAGCAUGGCCUUGUCACCACUGCCACCAUUGCUAGCCAGCUCCUCUACGAGAUCCAAGGACCACUCUACUACAACUCAGACGUGACAGCCUCCAUCGAAGACAUGCACCUGAAGCAGAUCAGCAAGAACGCUGUUCAUGUUUCCGGCGUCAAGGGUCUUCCGCCGCCCUCAACUACCAAAGUCGGCAUCACUGCCAAGGGCGGAUGGCAAGCUGAGUUCCAUUUCUAUCUCACCGGUCUCGACAUCGAAGAGAAAGCCGCCAUGGUCGAACGCCAGACAAAAGCCCUGAUGGGCGAUCAUAUCAACAAGUUUUCGUGUCUUCGCUUCAUGGUCGCUGGGGCCGUGCCUUCAGACCCUCAGUCUCAGGAAGAAGCCACCGUCGACAUGCGCAUCUUCGCCCAGACGCGGGACCCUGACUUGCUCUCUGGGAACAACUUCGUUGACUCUGAUCGUGGCUCAUUUGCACGAUUCUGCAUCGAGAACUUGCUCCAGGGCUACCCCGGAAGUACAAUGGCCCCAGACAUGAGGACCGCCAUCGGAAGACCGUUCUUCGAGUACUGGGUCAGCUUGCUGCCACAGACAUUCGUUCACGAGACUGCUCAUUUGCCAGACGGGACGGUGUUAGACAUCCCUGCGCCGACGAACGUGAGAGACUAUGAGCGGGAGCAGCCGAGCUAUGACACGGUGAAUGCUGCUGAUUUGAAAGAGUUUGGAGAGACCACACGAGGUCCGCUUGGCUGGGUGGUACUCGGCCGCUCUGGGGACAAGAGCUCUAAUGCCAAUCUUGGACUCUUCGUUCGCCACGAUGACGAGUGGGAUUGGCUGCGGUCGUUGCUGAGCACUGCUAAACUGAGAGAGUUGCUAGGCAAGGACGACAAGGGACGGCAGAUUGACCGCUGCGAGUUCCCGAACAUUCGGGCGGUGCAUUUCCUUUUGAAGGAUCACCUCGACCGAGGGUUCAACUCUACGAGUAGCUUCGACAGUUUAGGUAAGAACUUGUGCGAGUAUAUCCGGUCGAGACAUGUGGAUAUUCCGAAUAAGUUCUUGGAGAGAGGCAGAGUUUAG